CCCGUCUCAGAAAUAGGCGCUCUGCUCUGCGCUACAACAUACACGUUUUGACAUAUACUGUAUAGCACUUGUGGGCCACACAACUCUCCGUUGUCUCAAACUUGCACGCCUCGAUUCUACUCUAACUCUGCUCGCGCUCGGGCAAAGUCGCGUGGCUACGCGCCGUGGACGAUUUCAUCGCUACGGUGUACGGUCUGACUCGCGCUGUCGCUCUCCCCACGGGCGGAGCGGACCAGCGCCGCGUCAGGUCGUGGGGCAAAGCACAUCGUGUGCAGCUCAGGACGAGUCUCAGACUUCGGCUGCGGUGAUGACAAGCAUGUAACCAUUGGGCGCAGCCGGCAGCCCCCGAUGGAGCGCGAGCAGGCCGGGGCCGGCGCCAGCAGCAGCAACAGCAGGGCCCGCGUCGGCACUGGCGGUGGGACUGGCUGCAGCAGCGCCCGUGCAGGGACCCACACUCCCGAUUGCCACAGUGGCAGUGGGGAAGCAGUGGCCUGCAGUGCCACACGGCGCAGCGGGCACACAGCCGUGGACCCAGUUGCGGGCGGGCCCGCGCCGCCGCCGCCCACAACCCAGCGGUUGCAGUCACCACCACGGAGGCGGCAGCGGGCACCGGCGCCGCGCCUGCGGGUGGCAAUGCACACAGCGGCGGCGGCAGCACGGCAGCUGCUACAGUCUCUAGCUUCUCUGCUACUGUCGCUGCUACUGCCGCUGCUACUGCCGCUGUUGCGGAUACUAGCGAUGCGCACCGGUGCUUGGGCGGAGCCCUCUCGCCGUAGACCAGACCGGUCGCCGCCGCCGCCACCGUCACUGCCAACAAAGGCGGCGGCGGCAGCGGUGGCGCUGGUAUGGCUGCUGGCGGCGGCGCAGUCUCCACACCCGGCCGCCGCCGCUCGCGCCCGGGCCGCGGCGCCGCCCCCGCCGCCGCUUAGUUUCGGCAUGGCGACAUUGCAGGCGCGCUACCCCAACCACAGCUGGUCCACUCCAGUGGUGGUCACGGUCACGCCGCGUGGCCCCACGCGCACCUCGCGGCCGCCCAUACCCUUCAUACAGGUUCGUAACCACAGCGAUCAGGCGCCGCUGUACGACGAGAACCUGGAGCUGGACCUGGCGCCCUGGCGGCGGAGGGCGGCGGCGGCGGCAGCAGCAGGGGAAGCGGGCGCAGGGGGAUCAGGAGGUGCAAAGGGAGCAGCGGGCGGCGGCGGCGGGCUGCGUGUGUCGGCGCUGGUGGAGUGGGCGCUGACACGGCUGCCGUUCAAGGCCUCACAGCGGCUGGUGGUCAUCCGGGGCGGGCGUGUGGGGCUCAUAGAUCACCCGGGGCGGCUGGGCAACACGCGCCAGGGCGCGGACACGGAGGACUCACAGCAGGAGGCGGAGGCGGUGGCGGCGGCGGCGGCGGGCGGCGCGGGGGCCUCCCUGGGCGGCGGCGGGUUGCGGGUGGAGGUGCUGGGGGAGUGCCCCAAGCCCUGUGACCCCAUCCUGGCAGACCUGCUGGAGGACCUGCGCGCCUGGGUGUCGGCGUCCCCGGCCGACUGGCCCGACGCCCUCUUCCUGCUCAACACCGCCGACACCAGCCUGUGCGCGCAGCCGCCGCAACAGCAGCAGCAGCAGCAGCAGGAGGGGGCGGCGGAGCAGGAGGGACAGAGCGGCGGCGGCGGCGGCGAGGAGGCGGGGGGCGGCAAGCGGGGCGGGCGGGGCAAGGGCAAGGCCAAGCACGGGCCGUGCCCAGCCCCUGUGCUGUCGAGCAUCAAGGAGUGGGGCAAGUACAAGGACGAGGACGUGCUUGUGCCCAUCACUGUGGGCAUGCACCGCUGGCGCCCGCUGGCCUACUUCCCCUGGCGCUCCAAGCUGGACGUGGCGGCGUGGCGCGGCCGCGAGUACUGCCACACCCGGCCCACCGGCUACACCGGCGACACCUGCAGCAGGACCUACCUGGCCGGCCUGUCCGCGUUCAGUGAGGAGUGGGGCCGGCUGGUGGAUGUGGGCUUCGUGGACAACUACACCGCGCGCGGGGCGGAGGGGCAGCCCCUGGUCAUACCCGCACGCGGCUUCGUACCCACACAGGAGCUGGCACGGUUCAGGUACGUGCUGGCGCUGGACGGCAUCACGGCCUCCUCCCGUCUGGCCCGACUGCUGUCCCUCAACAGCGUGGUGGUCAAACAGACCUCCCCCUGGAUUGAGUGGUACUACCGCUCGCUGGUGCCGGGCACCCACUACGUGACCUUCUGGAACCACCACCGCACAGACCUGCUCAACACACUGCGGUACAUCCGACACAAGAGCCGCUACCUGCUGGACGUGUCCGUACACGGCCAGGCGUUCGCCUACCGCUACCUGACCCCCACGGCGCGGCGGCUGUACUGGCAGCGGGCGGUGUCCGGCUAUGUGGGCCUGUUUGGAGACAUGGAGUCCUACAUGGCGGGACUGGUGUGGCCCUCUUGACACACCACCACCACAUCAGCGCCGGCGACCAGCAGCCGGCGACAGCAGUUGGCGCAGCCCAUGGCGCGGACGUGCGGACGUGCGGGGGGGGGGGGGGCUUGUGCAUCAGGGCCCGCGGACCUCGGGCUCCGGGGAAGCCAGGGGCAGCCAAAGAACAGGUUGCAUGUGAUGUGGGGAAUGAAAGCGGUUGUGAGGGGAUGUGGUUGCUCUGCACAUGUUGGGUGUGCCCAUGUCGGCUGCUGUUGCAGGCAGGGGUCUGUGUGUUUCAAGUCUUGUGCCCGGCCUGCCUAAUGUGAUGUACCCGGGUCGGUCCCCCACUGGUGGGAUGGGGGGCUUAGGGUAGUGUUCACCAGGCGUUCAGUGGGCCUUGCUUGGUGUGAUUAACGCAAGCUCGUAGUAUUGAAUUUGAUUGAGAGGCUGGGACUUUGGCAAUGUCGUCCAAAGCAAAACCUGGAGAACCCACCACAUGUGUGCCAAGCUGAGGGUCGGGCGGGUCUGGGAUUACGCCAAUGCAAACUGCCCA
Molecule: messenger RNA, 2962 nt
Organism: Chlamydomonas reinhardtii
Lineage: Eukaryota; Viridiplantae; Chlorophyta; Chlorophyceae; Chlamydomonadales; Chlamydomonadaceae
Exons: 12
Coding region: 349-2439 (696 amino acids)
Source: RefSeq, a predicted model, not a curated record